AAAAGAUUGUUGUCCACCAUUGUUUUUUGUGCCGUUUAUCCUUGUUUUCGUUGCGGGUGACUUUGAGCCAAUUCCAUCUGAUUUGAGCAAGAGGCGGAGUGCACUCUGGACUGGUCGCUCGGCAUCAAAGCAAAGUGCGGGGUCACGUGCUGUAAACGCCCUAAACGUCCGCCAAUCGACGCUAAAGCCUUCCACGAUGCCGGGCGCCAAUUGGCUGAAAAAGAAGAGCUUGAACCGGUACACAAACAAGGUUUUCUUCCUAUUGUGUGUGGCGCCUGGAUUACGCUGUCAUUUCCACUUGACGGGUUUUUGAUCGGUUUAACUGCACCGCAUGGCAAUGGAGAAUCACAUUCAGGGCGACCGAGAUGACUUAUUCGCCGGCUUCCAUCCGGCCUUCCAAUCUUUCGCCACCGACGCCAUCCACGUUGGUCAGGAGCCGGAGCAGUGGAACUCCAGGGCCGUGGUGCCGCCGAUAUCGAUGGCGACCACGUUCAAACAGACCGAACCCGGAAAGCACUCCGGGUAUGAAUACAGCCGCAGUGGAAACCCUACAAGAAACUGUCUUGAAAAGGCUGUGGCAGCGCUGGAUGGGGCAAAGUACUGCGUUGCUUUGGCUUCAGGGCUCGCUGCCACAGUGACCAUCACUCACAUGUUGAAAGCAGGAGAUGGAAUCGUCUGCAUGGAUGAUGUUUACGGAGGUACAAACCGCUACUUCCAAAGAGUUGCUGCUGAAUUUGGGCUGCAGAUCACCUUAGUUGAUUGUACCAAACUAGAACAACUGAAGGCGGGUCUGAAGCCCAACACUAAAAUGGUUUGGAUCGAGACGCCCACCAAUCCCACUAUGAAGGUCGUCGACAUUAGGGCCUGUUCCAACUUGGUGCACGAUCAUAACAAAGACAUCCUGGUCGUAGUGGACAACACCUUCAUGUCUGCCUACUUUCAGCGCCCUUUGUCUCAGGGAGCAGAUGUUUGUAUGUACUCAGCCACCAAAUAUAUGAACGGUCACAGUGACGCAGUUAUGGGCCUGGUGUCAGUCAACCGAGAGGAUGUCUAUGACCGCUUGAAGUUUCUACAGAAUGCUCUAGGGGGUGUGCCAUCCCCUUUUGACUGCUUUCUUGUCAACCGUGGACUGAAGACAUUGCAUCUGCGCAUGGAGUGCCACUUUAAGAAUGCCAUGGCCACAGCCAAGUUUCUCGAGGCUGAUUCCAGAGUGGAGCGUGUCAUCUACCCAGGUCUGCCCUCUCACCCGCAGUAUGAAGUGGUAAAAAGACAAUGCACAGGAUGUUCUGGAAUGAUUACCUUCUACAUUAAAGGGAAACUCCAACAUGCCAAGGCCUUCCUCAAGAGUCUCAAAGUGUUUUCAGUAGCUGAGAGUCUUGGUGGUUAUGAAAGUUUAGCAGAACAUCCGGCAAUUAUGACUCAUGCGUCGGUGCCCGAGAAGGAGAGAGCCAUUUUGGGCAUUAGUGACACCCUGAUCCGACUCUCUGUGGGAUUGGAGGACGAGGCUGACAUCAUUGGAGAUCUGGAUCAAGCGCUUGCUGCCGCUGCUGCUGUUGCUGAUAAUCCACUGAAGAAUUAAACUUGUCUGCAGGGGUUUUUCUUAGCGAUGAAGGGCGCUUAAAGAAAGAGUUGGAUGUUUUGGAGACAAGAUUCUAGAGAGCAGACUUUGAUGGUUUGGACAUGUUCAGAGGCGAGAGAGUGAGCAUAUUGGUGGAAGGGUGCUGAGGAUGGACCUGCCAAGCAAAAGAGCGAGAGGAAGACCAAAGAGAAGGUUUAUGGAUGUGGUGAGGGAAGACAUGAGGGCAGUUGGGGUUAGAGAGGAAAGAUGCAGGAGAUAGGCUAAGAUGGAAAAAGAUGACACGCUGUGGCGACCCCUAACGGGACAAGCCGAAAGGAAAAGAAGUUCCAGACAGUUCCAGUUAUUGUGACAUGUUUGCAAAGUUCCCUGGGUUCACAUCACUAUAUUCAGCUUAUACUAUAUUCAGGGAACUCGCUUGCUAAUUUGAUUAGUAGUGAUAUUAAAUGGGAAUUGCUUUAUAUUUGAACCUGCGUUAGCUUUUCAAUUUUAGCUGUCGUAUCAUUGUAGUAAACCUAUGAAGCUUUCAGACGUAAAAGCAAAUAUUUCCAUUUUUGUUGUUUCUGUAGAUUCUUUGAUUUAUGAUUGCUACAUCUGAAUCUCACAGUAUAAUAAAGCUUUUAUCUAUUUUCUA
Molecule: messenger RNA, 2210 nt
Organism: Syngnathoides biaculeatus (alligator pipefish)
Lineage: Eukaryota; Metazoa; Chordata; Actinopteri; Syngnathiformes; Syngnathidae
Product: cystathionine gamma-lyase-like
Exons: 14
Coding region: 332-1579 (415 amino acids)
Biological process (GO): transsulfuration
Cellular component (GO): cytoplasm
Molecular function (GO): pyridoxal phosphate binding; cystathionine gamma-lyase activity
Source: RefSeq, a predicted model, not a curated record